AUGGCGGCCGUUUCAGCACCCACUCCGAAGCUGGAUCGCUACAUUGUCAUCCACGUUGCAACCACCUGUGACGAACAUGGCGUCUAUGUCACCAAGGAUUCGGCUGAGGUGAUUGAAUUGGGAUGGAUUCUCUUGGACUCCAAGACUUGUGAGGAGUUGCACCGUGAAAGCGUCCUUGUCAAGCCGGUCAACACUCCUAUCACGCCGCUGUGCACGAGCUUGACUACCCUCACAUGGGAGCACGUCCGCUCCGCAGGUACUUUCCGUGAUGCCAUCUCCCGAUUCGAUGCCUUCGCCCAGGAACACCUCACUAGCAAGCAGCUUGAAUUUGCCUUUGUCACAUUGGAUUCGUGGGAUCUGCGCGUACAGCUGCCCCGCGAGGCUCGUGACAAGGCAGUCGUUCUGCCCGCAUAUCUGCAGCACUCCCGAACCUUCGACCUGCGCACCGAAUAUCAACGCUGGCAAACCCACCACCCCGAGUCGCUGCCCUUCGGUCCCAGCUCCCUUUCUAACAUCUGCGCCGCCCUCGAGGUCGAGCCCGUUCAGUCCUCGGCCCCCAUCAAGCACAACCUCCCCUUCCACUUGCAAGCAUUGGCCCCCGCUUCGCCGCGCCGCGCCAUGGAGGAGUCGAUUACUCUCGCUCGGGUACUCCGCGGUCUGAUCCGCAAGUCGCAGCCACCCCACGAGCACCCUGAGAUCCUGACUCGUCCAAUGGAUGCUCACGCCGAUGUUCGCGCCUUCCUUGCCGAGCGUAGCAAGGUCCUUCACCUCAGUGGCCUGCCCCACGACACCACUCAGUCGGAACUGGAGAGCUGGUUCACUCAAUUCGGUGGUCGGCCAAUUGCCUUUUGGACUCUUCGGACUCCGGACCAGCACAAGCCCACGGGCACCGGCUUCGCCGUGUUCUCGUCCCACGAGGAGGCUGCCGAGAGCCUGUGCAUGAAUGGCCGUGCCUUGAACGAGAAGGCUAUUGAAGUUUCACCUUCCUCCAGUCGGGUUCUGGACAGGGCUGCUGAGAUUUUGACUCCCUUCCCGCCGUCUAAGAACCGUCCUCGUCCGGGUGACUGGACCUGCCCCUCGUGCGGUUUCUCUAACUUCCAGCGCCGCACGGCUUGCUUCCGUUGCUCGUUCCCCGCCAUGGCGGCCACCCCCGACCCAAUGGGCUACGGCUACGGCUACGGCCCGCCCAACAUGAUGCCUCCUCACAUGGGCCACGGCCACGGCAUGGGCCACUCUCGUGGUAUGGGUGGCAAUGGUGGCGUGGUUCCUUUCCGCGCCGGUGAUUGGAAGUGUGGCUCCGAAGGAUGUGGUUAUCACAACUUCGCCAAGAACAUCAACUGCUUGCGCUGUGGUGCUCCUCGCUCGGGUGCUGCCGUGGUGGCCGACUCGGCUUUCCCCUCCCCAUGGACCCCCCAUCACAAUUCAACAUGGGUCCCAAUUCGAUGGCGAGCACUCCCGCACCCGGUCCGUUCGCCUCGACUGCCAGCGGCUUCGGUGGUUUCAGUGGCCAAUUUGGUGCUCCCCAGAACAAUUACGCCCUCCCUGCCGAUGGGUCAGGUAAACUCGGGAUAUGGAUCGUCGGCCACCUCUCACUCCGCUGCUUCCUUCGCCAACCCUGCCACCCAGGCGGCUUUCAGCGGUGCCGACCACGGCGUUCCCUCCACCAGUGCCUCCAAUGGUGCUUUCUACGGUAAUGAGGGUUCCAGCGACCCCUUCGCGUUCUUGUCGUCCGGUCUAGGCGGCCUGACCGUCUCUGAUGACGCUCAUUCUCGUCGUAACGGUGCCGGCGCCAACAAGUCGCCUGCUUAA
Penicillium maclennaniae is the source of this 1809-nucleotide messenger RNA. Its product is annotated as putative RNA binding protein (Arp). Gene Ontology annotation, molecular function: RNA binding; 3'-5'-RNA exonuclease activity. The coding region runs from base 1 to 1809 and encodes 602 amino acids. NCBI's taxonomy places the organism in Eukaryota, Fungi, Ascomycota, Eurotiomycetes, Eurotiales, Aspergillaceae. The transcript is spliced from 4 exons. The record is from RefSeq and is a predicted model, not a curated record.